GUUAUUUACGGUAACAAAAGUCGAAUGAAUUUAGACCCUCUGCUGUACCCGUAGUCUGGACUGUACCAAACCGGCCGGGGGAGAGGUGCAUCGCGCCCAGCCCUGGCUGUUCGCCUAGUGCCACUGGACAAGCGCCAGCCGUGGCCGGUUGUGCGAUUUGAAGCGCACGCAGCGGGGGCGGAGAAAGUGGCCAAUGCUGAAUACGGUAUCCUAAGUGAAGGUUAACACUAAAUCCUCACGAUGUCCCUGAAACCACGCGUAGUUGAUUUUGAUGAAACAUGGAACAAACUUCUAACAACAAUUAAAGCUGUUGUAAUGUUGGAUUAUGUUGAAAGAGCAACAUGGAAUGACCGCUUCUCGGACAUAUAUGCUCUAUGUGUGGCCUAUCCAGAACCUCUUGGAGAGAGACUUUAUACUGAAACUAAAUUUUUUUUGGAAAAUCAUGUACGCCAUUUGCACAAGUGUGUUCUGGAAUCUGAAGAACAAGUACUGGUUAUGUAUCAUAGAUAUUGGGAAGAAUACAGUAAAGGGGCAGACUACAUGGACUGUUUGUACAGGUACCUCAACACGCAGUUUAUUAAGAAGAACAAAUUAACUGAAGCUGAUCUUCAGUAUGGCUAUGGAGGUGUGGAUAUAAGUGAACCACUGAUGGAAAUAGGAGAGCUAGCAUUAGAUAUGUGGAGGAAAUUAAUGAUUGAGCCACUGCAAACCAUCCUCAUUCGAAUGCUCCUGCGAGAAAUCAAAAACCCAAGCUAUACUUCUACAAGGCAAGCUGAAUGUCAACUUUUGCAUUUGUGUUUGAAUACAGCAGGAGGCAGACAAGAUCAUGAAUUUGAUCGAUGUGGAGAAGACCCAAACCAGAAAGUAAUCCAUGGGGUUAUUAACUCCUUUGUUCAUGUUGAACAGUAUAAGAAAAAAUUCCCCCUAAAGUUUUAUCAGGAAAUUUUUGAGUGUCCUUUCCUGAACGAAACAGGGGAAUAUUAUAAACAAGAAGCUUCAAACUUAUUGCAAGAGUCAAACUGCUCACAGUAUAUGGAAAAGGUUUUAGGUAGAUUAAAAGAUGAAGAAAUGCGAUGUCGGAAAUACUUGCACCCGAGUUCAUAUGGCAAAGUAAUUCAUGAAUGCCAGCAGCGAAUGGUAGCAGAUCACUUGCAGUUUCUGCAUGCAGAAUGUCAUAAUAUCAUCAGACAGGAGAAAAGAAGUGACAUGGCAAACAUGUACACUCUGCUUCGUGCUGUGUCAAGUGGCUUACCUCAUAUGAUUCAGGAACUACAAAACCAUAUCCAUGAUGAGGGCCUUAGAGCAACCAGCAAUCUUUCUCAGGAAAAUAUGCCAACUCAGUUUGUGGAGUCAGUUUUGGAAGUGCAUAGUAAAUUUGUUCAACUUAUCAACACUGUUUUGAAUGGAGAUCAGCAUUUUAUGAGUGCCCUUGACAAGGCUCUAACAUCUGUAGUAAACUAUAGGGAACCCAAGUCGAUCUGCAAAGCACCUGAGCUGCUGGCCAAGUAUUGUGAUAACUUGCUGAAGAAAUCAGCCAAAGGAAUGACAGAGAAUGAAGUAGAAGAUAAACUUACAAGUUUCAUUACUGUUUUCAAAUACAUUGAUGAUAAAGAUGUUUUCCAGAAGUUCUAUGCCAGAAUGUUGGCAAAACGAUUAAUUCAUGGUUUGUCUAUGUCUAUGGACUCUGAAGAAGCCAUGAUUAAUAAACUAAAGCAAGCCUGUGGCUAUGAGUUUACCAGCAAACUCCAUCGAAUGUAUACAGACAUGAGCGUUAGUGCAGAUCUCAACAAUAAAUUCAACAACUUCAUCAAAAACCAAGAUGCCACUAUAGAUUUGGGAAUUAGUUUUCAGAUAUAUGUUCUACAGGCUGGUGCAUGGCCUCUAACUCAGGCUCCUUCAUCAACAUUUGCAAUUCCUCAGGAACUGGAAAAAAGUGUACAGAUGUUUGAAUUAUUUUACAGUCAGCACUUCAGUGGGAGGAAGCUUACUUGGUUACAUUAUCUUUGUACAGGUGAAGUAAAAAUGAACUAUUUGUGUAAACCUUAUGUAGCCAUGGUUACAACAUACCAAAUGGCAGUACUGCUUGCCUUCAACAACAGUGAAACUGUCAGUUAUAAAGAACUUCAGGAUAGCACACAGAUGAAUGAGAAGGAACUGACAAAAACCAUAAAAUCAUUACUUGAUGUCAAAAUGAUCAACCAUGACUUAGACAAGGAAGAUAUAGAGGCGGAAUCUACUUUUUCAUUAAAUAUGAACUUCAGCAGUAAACGAACAAAAUUUAAAAUUACUACAUCAAUGCAGAAAGACACACCACAGGAAAUGGAGCAGACCAGAAGUGCUGUAGAUGAAGACAGGAAAAUGUACCUUCAAGCUGCUAUAGUCCGUAUCAUGAAAGCACGUAAAGUGUUGCGACAUAAUGCUCUUAUUCAGGAGGUAAUUAGCCAAUCAAGAGCUAGGUUUAACCCAAGUAUCAGCAUGAUCAAGAAGUGUAUUGAAGUUCUGAUAGAUAAACAAUACAUUGAGCGAAGCCAGGCCUCAGCAGAUGAAUACAGUUAUGUAGCAUGAUGUUGCUAUCCAGCAGGCGUGGUUGUAAGAAGAUCAUUGCUGUCACUGUUUGGUGUGUUCCUGUGGGAAGAAGCAGGCGUGUGCCUCCAUACCUGGUCACUUGGCAGCCCCUGUUUUUCUGCUGUUUACAACAUCACCAGUGCCACGUCAUGAGCGUCAAUGAAAAUGCCUAUAGAUAUUUCAAGCUCAUGUCAUUAUGACAUUUCUUAAAACUUUACUAAAAGAAUGAGUGAAGUAUUGCUGAAAUGUGGAAAUUUGGUUGGGUACCAUGCUUUCCCCUCCCUCCCCUUCACGUUUGCAGUUGAUGUUUUUUAAUGUAUCUUAAAAGAAAAAGUUAAACUAAAUAUUGUAAUAUGACAGAUAUCCUAAUAAUUGUAUCUACAUUAAAAUGUAAAAAAGAUGAACAUGAUACUGCUGCUUGUCAAAUAAAAAAAGAAAUGGAAUAUGUCUCCAGGUU
Molecule: messenger RNA, 3022 nt
Organism: Pelodiscus sinensis (Chinese soft-shelled turtle)
Lineage: Eukaryota; Metazoa; Chordata; Testudines; Trionychidae
Source: RefSeq, a predicted model, not a curated record